AGGAUCAUCUCCCACAUCCAGACCUCCAGGAGCCUCCACAUCAUGUGUGGAAUCCCAGUCUUCUGCUGGAUCACUGCUACAGUUCUGGAGCACAUGUUGAGCAGCGAGCAGAGAGGAGAGCUGCCCCAGACCCUGACUGACAUGUACUCCCACUUUGUGCUGGUUCAGACACACAGGAAGAAGCUCAAGUACCAUGAAGGACCUGAGACGGGUCCACAGGAGCUGACGGAGGCUGACAGGGAGCUUCUUCUGAAGCUGGGCAGGAUGGCCUUGGAACAUCUGGACAAAGGAAACAUCCUGUUCUACCAAGAAGACCUGGAGCAGUGUGGUCUGGAUGUGACUGAGGCCUCGCUGUACUCUGGAAUCUGUACUCAGAUCUUCAGAAGAGAGUCUGUGAUCUUCCAGAAAGCCGUCUACAGCUUCGUCCAUCUGAGUGUUCAGGAGUUUCUGGCUGCAGUCUCCAUGUUCCACUGUUUCACCAGCAGGAAGAGAGACGCACUGAAGACCUUCUUUGGAGAGGAUCAUGCUUUCAGAUCUCUUGAUGAUUUGCUGGUGGUCGUCCUGGAGAAAUCCGUCAGAAGUGGGAACGGCCACCUGGACCUGUUUGUCCGCUUCCUUCAUGGCCUCUCUCUGGAAUCCAACCAGAGACUCUUAGAAGGUCUGCUGGGUCAGACAGAGAUCAGUCCAGAAAUCAUCCAGAGAGUCAUUGAGAACUUGAAAAAGAUCAACAGUGAAAAAGUGUCUCCUGACAGAAGCAUCAACAUCUUCCACUGUCUGAUGGAGAUGAAGGACCUCUCAGUACACCAGGAGAUCCAAGAGUUCCUGCAGUCAGAGAACAGAUCAGAGAAGAGACUCUCUGGGAUCCACUGCUCAGCUCUGGCCUACAUGCUGCAGAUGUCAGACCAGGUCCUGGAGGAGUUAAACCUGAAGAACUACAACACAUCAUGGGAGGGACGAUUCAGACUGAUCCCAGCUGUGAAGAACUGCAGGAAGGCUGAUCUUUCUGGCUGUAGACUCUCUGGUCCUCACUGUGAAGUGAUCUCCUCAGCUCUGAAGUCUGACCCCUCCCAUCUGAAACAUCUGAACCUGAGUGACAACUACCUGGAGGAUUCAUCAGUGGAGAUUCUGUGUUCUGGACUGGAGAGUCCAAACUGUAAACUGGAGACUCUGAGGUUGAGGAGCUGCAUGUUGUCAGAGAUCAGCAGUUCUUCUCUGGCCUCGGCUUUGAAGUCCAACCCCUCCCUCCAGAAACAUCUGAAACAUCUGGACCUCAGUGAGAACGAUGAUUUUCAUUCAGGAUUUGAGCAGCUGUGUGGUUUUCUGCAGAGUCCACUCUGCCGUCUGAAGACUCUGAGGUUGAUUGACUGCAGUUUGUCAGAGAUCAGCUGUUCUUCUCUGGCCUCAGCUCUGAAGUCCAACCCCUCCCACCUGAAGAAGCUCGACCUGCGUUCCAACCAGCUGCAGGCUCCAGAUGUGCAGCAGCUGGUUGAUCUUCAGCAGAGUCCAGACUGCAGCCUGCAGACUCUAUGGUGCGAGGAAGACAUCAAGUACGACUAUGAGGAUGACGAUCAGGAUUACUCUGAGGACGACUAUAAGGAUGACUCUGAGGACGACUGAGAGCAGAGCUUCAUCCAGAGGACCUAGCAGAAGCUCUGAGUGUCAGUGGUACAGUUUGAAGAGCUGUGAGAGUCCAGCAUCGAACCAGGGUUCCUCAGGAUGUGACAAAGAUUAAUCGCUGUGUGUCCUCCUCCUCCUCCUCCUCCUCCUCCUCUUCCUCCUCCCCCCUGUUUGAGACAUUCCUCUUUCUAAUCAAUCUCAUCAUCUUGUGGGCUCUAAAGAACUGAUGUUGGCUGAAAAUAUAAAAUCAGUUUGUAAACUGAAGUCUGUCAGGAAAUUCCUCGUUGUUAUCAGUCUUUUCAUGUGAUCUGUAAUCCAUUUCUCUCUGAGCUCAGUCAAUACAGAACAUUUUUCAGUAGCUUGAAUGAAAGUGAGCAGAAAGAAGAAUGAACUAAUCUUCUCUGCUCCUUCAUCUCAUGUCAUCAUAUUCUGUCAACAUUGAAAACCAAACAGCAAACAACAGAAACCCCAGAGGAGAACCAGCAGACAACUCCCAGACAGCAGCAGAGUGAGCGGCCUGCAGCCUCUCUGGCUCUUCACACUUCUGCUUCAUAUCAGAUCUUCUUUGUGCUUCUUUGUGUUUUGGUGGUGACUCGGAUUGAAAACAUUGUGAAUGGGGUGUAUGAGGUACAUUCUUAUGAUUCUCGAUCUAGAUUGUUCCAUAACUGGACUCCUUGUACUGAAAUGCGAUGUUCCCUCACUGUGGUUCUCGAUUUAGGUUUGGAGAAUGUUGUGUUCUGAACUGCACUGUUUUGGCCUGGUUGGGCUUCCGUAGUACAAUGGGACGUGUCUGGGGGCAUUAGUUAGCGACCCCACCUUUUUGUCUGUCACCUGUUGGCAACUGAGAAGUAAAGUCCUCCGUGUUAACCCGAAACUCAUCUCUCCGUCUCCUUCAGUAUGUAAGUCCAAGUCUUGUACAAUCCGUAUGGGACAUAACAGUGAAGAUCCCUGUUCCUUGAAGUUCUAGCUACUUUUGUAUUUUGGAAAUCCGCUGUGAAUAUCCAUGACUGAAGUGUUCUUUUUUUGUGUGUGCUUUAUACAUAAUUUUCACAAUACUAUAAUCCACCAUGUCAUGAAAUUUCAAUGAUUUUAACUAAAGCAAUAAUAUUCUUAAUUCAAGAAGCUUGCUAAGAACAAUCAAUAAUGCAAGAGAUUUCAAUAGAAAGACAAACAAAACAGCAACAUUUAAAAAAAAAUCUUUUUUUUUCUUAUUCUGCUGAAAAAGGAGUGAAAAGAAGAGAACUUGUUUCAUCCCAGCCCAAAGUCCUCAUCAGUCACUUGAUGGUGAAUUUGUGUUCAAACGCUUCCUGUCAUCAGGUCAAAGACAUCAAGAACCGUAGAGUAACGGGUUAAACAGCAAGUUCCUGUGGAAAAGAACAGACAAGUCGACGUCUCAUGACAGUGUUAGGUAUCUACUUUAAUUAGCGCUACUACUAUGGGACAAUUGUGUCAACUGCACAUCAGGCCGUUGUGACACUUGUUCCUGAGACAAGUACACUUAGUCUAUAAGAUAUUCUGUUAAAGUGUAAACAUACCCACAUGUUCCGGAGAUAUCAACACACACACACACUAGUGAACCAAACAUAUUUGAUAAGGAUGUCAGCGCUUGGUUGGCAGCUGACAUCAACACCAAGUUGUCCAAUUACGAACAAAGUCCAACCUAUCUGUCAGGGCAGGCCCAGCCCAGAAGAACAUGGAAUAAAAACUCUGUCUCAUCAAC
Molecule: messenger RNA, 3337 nt
Organism: Salarias fasciatus (jewelled blenny)
Lineage: Eukaryota; Metazoa; Chordata; Actinopteri; Blenniiformes; Blenniidae
Product: NLR family CARD domain-containing protein 3-like
Exons: 5
Molecular function (GO): protein binding
Source: RefSeq, a predicted model, not a curated record